AUGGACAGAUCACUUGAAACGAUUGAAGCCGCUGAAAGGCUUGAAGAGCUUUCACAGGAUAUUUUAUUCCUCGUAAUGCUGAUUUUUUGUGGUGGUACUUUCUUCAUGACGCACAUGUCCAAAAUACCUCUACCGUACACAGUUGUUUUAUUUUUGUACGGUAUCUUUGUCGGAUGUGUGGCCCGUGUGUUCACCCCAGGUGUUGCCACUGCACUCGGCGGCAUUCCACCGGAUCUGUUAUUCUACAUCUUUCUACCGGUGUUGAUAUUUGAAGGCAGCUACGCUAUGAAUGUUCAUGCCUUGCGUCGUGUAUUCCCCCAAGUGCUGCUGCUAGCUUCUGUUGGUGUAAUUGUCAAUACUGGGUUGCUUGCCCUCGCUGUAAAGUGGUUCUUUGUGGAGUGGUCAUGGUAUGCGUCGCUGUUGCUGGGAUCUUUGUUGUCCGCGACGGAUCCCGUGGCCGUGGUGUCGUUGCUUAAAGGCCUUGGUGUGGACAACAGGAUCACUGCAAUGGUGGAUGGGGAAGCUAUAAUGAAUGAUGGAACCGCGAUCAUUGCCUUCAAACUUCUGCUACCUGCUGCGCGUGUUGGCCGUGUGGAGGAUGCCUGCUGGGUAAUACUGUUGAGGUGUGUUCAGCUUGCAGUCUUACCUGUUAUUAUUGGGCCUAUUUUUGGCUUUAUAAAAGCGUAUUGGUUGCGCCAUACCACAAAUGGAUUGGUGAAGGCAUGUGUUACAGUAUCCGUCACCUACGUAUCUUACUACGUGGCUGGAAAUAUUAUAGGCACUAGUGGUGUAUUAACACUUUUCUUCAGUGGAACAUUUUUAAGUUAUUACUGUCCUUCUAUAUUUCCUGGGCGGGAAGGGAACUUGAUCCAUGAAAUAUGGGAAUUUCUGGUUCACCUCGGAAACACGGUACUUUUUUCACUGGUCGGCGUCAUACUUGUGGCAGAUGUUGUGCCUACGCUAAGGCUACAAGAUGUUUUGGUUAUUGUGAGCAUGUAUGCCGUGAUGAUUUUAGCACGAUUGAUCAUGUUGGAGGUCCUUUUACCUAUUCUCAACCUCUUUUCAUAUCGUCUGUCACAGCGGGAGGUUGGUUUACUCGUGCAUUCAGGUCUUCGAGGUGGGGUGGCAGUGACAUUAGCUUUGGCGGUGGUUCAGUCCCGAAUAGAGGUAGGUGUGGAAAUACUGAAAGUAACAUGUGGAGUGGUGCUCUUGACGCUGAUGAUCAAUGCCACAACAGCAAAAGAGGUGGUGGCCUUUUUGGGACAUAAACGCAAGGAGCAGCACCGAAUGGUUCAAAUGGAGUACGCCGUUGAACACCUUGGGUAUGUCGCUGAAAAGGCGUUGCAAAUUACUAAAAGUAAUCCAUUUUACCGAAAUGCAAACUGGAGUGCAGCAGAGAACUAUGUAAAAGAUUAUCUCUGUAAUCCAUAUGAAGAAAUGAGCACCUUGAAAGAGGACGACGAUGUCAUUGUGAACCGGCUUCUUAUGAGAGCGUUUAAGGCCUCUUUGUGGCGUCAGCGUGAUGAUGGUCUUGUGUCUGAAACUGUUGCUCUCACUAUUGCACGCGUUGUAGCACGGGCCAUUGAUAGUGGACGUUUGGUUGAGGUAGUAGAUCUCCGUGUGAGACAACCUUCCCCGGGAGUGCUAGUUAAUGAAGAAGAGGAAGCGGAAUUGAUAGAAGAGAAUCUUUUGCCACUUUGGGUGACGGUUUCAGAAUUUUUUCUGGGGAAAGGGUACUGGAAAAAAGUGUAUGUGCGCGUUCAGCAAAAUGCAUUCAUGAUUUUACUUUCAUUUGCGCGGUGUCUGGCUGAUGUUGGACCCAUCAAAUACCAGUAUGCUAAAGACGGACAACAGGGACAACGCAUUGAGGCGUGGGUAACAUCACAGAGAGAAGAAGUUUACCGUGUUAUACGAAACUUCUACGAAAUAUAUCCCACUGCUACCAUGUGUGUAGCUACCACCCGUGCGGUACUAAGGGCAGUGGAUGACAUUCGUAGGGAAUUAGAAAAGUUGCACGAUUCUCACGGCUUUGGCUUUAGGACUGUAACGGUGCUGGAAGAGGUUGUGCAUGAAAUGCACGAACACAUACCAAACUCAUGGGAAGCCCCAAGACGUAACAAUGAGUUGGUGAUUGCGGCCCUUGCAGCAACACCACUGGGCCGCGGCCUUGAUCCUGAAGAAGUGAACGCACUAAGCGCUAUGGGUGUCACAAAGGUGCUCAAUGAGGGUGAUGAGAUCAAGGUAGAUGACAAGGUGUUCUACAUCGUUGUUUUUGGUUUCCUGAAGCCAAAACGCGGUCGAUGGACGGCUUCCAGUGAUGGUGAAAGCGGAUUUGGAACCGUUAUUGGUCUUGAAGGUUUUGUCAUGCCACCACAGUUGCUUGAGGACCAGUUAAAUCUGUGGGUUGUAACAUCUGCCGAGUGUCAGGUUCUUUGUAUUUCAUACAGGUGUGUCAAGCCUUUUCUGUGGGAAAAAUCAUUCGAUUCUGUUCAAGCAUUCUGGAGAGCUGUGGCUGUGGAAACGCUUCUCCCGUCAUUAGAGAAAAUGAUAACACUUCCAUUGAAUCUGGAGGAAUCUUCACGAGUGCACUUGACAGCUAUAAUCAUGGAUGGAAAGCCGCUUAUUGGCCCAAAGGAAUGUAACACAAUGGACUGGUCAAUUCCGUUUCACUUGUGUUUCUAUCUUCGUGGAUCAGAUACAACUGGUUUGUUUUGCAGCGGGCACACAUCUCCCUGUUACAUUUCGUCCCUCUUUGCCAGACAGCUGAAAUGGGAAGAUCCACAGGUUGUGUUAUAUGCUGUGCCGGUGAAUGUGAGUGAUAACGGUUACGUCCCAUGGUCUCAAAACGCAUCAGUCAAUCGGCGCGCCUCUUUGUUACUGCGCAGGAGUUCUGUAGCUGAAGUGGACUUUGUUCCUCCACUGGAAACGGAGGAUAUUCGCAUGGGGAACUCCAGCACGUAUGCGGAGGCGGCUGAUAUCUUCAAUGCCAUUCUGCGUGGGCAUAUCCCCGGUGAAGAGGAGCCUGCCCCCUCUAGUAUCCCACAGGACCCGAUAGAUUAUAGCACCCCUGAUGGAAAAGACGUCUGCGUCUUGCAAAACCCAGCACAGUUUGUUACAAAUGUGCCAUAUGUAAAUCAGUUGUUUCUGCGGUACGCAUCCAUGUUAGAAGUUCUCUGUAUAGCUGCUUUUCGGUACCUUCGAAUGCCUUCAGAUCCUUUUAACGUGAGGAACGCACAGUACAUCUCGGAGCAGGCGCUGGAAUUCUUGAUGAGUUUCUGCAACGAGCUCAUGUUGUUAUCCGCGGCGUUGCGUCGCUCUCAUUGUAUGAUCUCGCAGCGAAGUUCUUCCUCUGCAACUCCUGACGCCGUUGCCAACGAGAAGGAAGAUAAUGAAUUGGAGGAUAUGAAGUUGAUCUGUAAGGUGAUCAUGUGGAACCGCACGGCAGCGACACACAAAGCUUUUCAUUUGAAGUCUAUGGUGCUUGAGAUGAAAUUGCUGGCCAACCGGCGCUUUCGUGGCCUCUCUGAGUCGUUAAGGGCUCUUGAGGAGGAGGAGCCCAGUUUAAAGGAGGCAGAUUGUGUUGAGGAGUUGCAACGCGUUCUACUGGGUCUCAACCGGUGA
This is a messenger RNA of Trypanosoma grayi, 3621 nucleotides long. RefSeq names its product Na/H antiporter-like protein. Gene Ontology annotation, biological process: proton transmembrane transport. Bases 1 to 3621 code for a protein of 1206 amino acids. The record is from RefSeq and is a predicted model, not a curated record. Gene Ontology annotation, molecular function: sodium:proton antiporter activity. The transcript has a single exon. NCBI's taxonomy places the organism in Eukaryota, Euglenozoa, Kinetoplastea, Trypanosomatida, Trypanosomatidae. Gene Ontology annotation, cellular component: membrane.